Solea solea (common sole) is the source of this 2959-nucleotide messenger RNA. RefSeq names its product monocarboxylate transporter 7-like. Lineage: Eukaryota; Metazoa; Chordata; Actinopteri; Pleuronectiformes; Soleidae. Gene Ontology annotation, biological process: monocarboxylic acid transport; transmembrane transport. The record is from RefSeq and is a predicted model, not a curated record. Bases 276 to 1931 code for a protein of 551 amino acids. Gene Ontology annotation, molecular function: monocarboxylic acid transmembrane transporter activity. The transcript has 7 exons.
UCCUUCUAUUUAAUCCGGCGUUCCUAUGGGACAGCAGCACGCUUCAGACAGAACAUGAUCGUAGGUUCACUCGGUGUGUGUGUGGAAGCAGCGCGCGACACCACGGGAGGCACCGGGAGCGCGUGUCGGUUUGACCGGAGGAAAACACUCUUUACCUAACUAAAGUGACGACUCGCGCACACGCAGGGAGGAAUACUGGGAAACACUGGGUUCCAGCCUAUCACGGGGAACACCAUACAAAGACAAACAACCAUUUUGAUUAUAUCACUGAAGUCAUGGUGCUGUGUGGAGCCAAAGCACGGCGCUUCUUGGGGCCCAACGUUUACACGGAGGCCCCCGAUGGAGGCUGGGGGUGGGUGGUGGCCGUGGCCUUUUUCUUGGUCUCAGUUUUCACGUACGGCACCAUCAAGAGUUUCGGCAUCUUCCUCCAGGACCUGAUCGAGGAAUUUGAAAAGACGAACAGUCAAGUCUCCUGGAUUGUUUCCAUCUGCGUCUUUAUCAUGACGUUCAGUGCUCCUCUCGCCUCGAUGAUGACCAACCGCUUUGGCUACCAACCUGUCGUCAUAAUUGGGGGUUUGCUCAUUUCCUCGGGCACCAUCGCCACCAGCUUCACCACCUCCAUCCAUCAAAUGUUCAUCACCUACGGAGUAGUUGCAGGCCUGGGCUACUGCCUGACCUUCCUGCCCACUGUGACCAUCCUCUCCAAGUACUUCACACGUCGUCGCUCUCUGGUCAUAGCUGUGGCUUCCACAGGAGAGUCUCUUUCCAUGUUCGCCCUGGCACCAGCCUUCUCCGCUCUGAGGGACCAUAUUGGCUGGAGACAUACUAUCGCAGUGAUAGGAGCUUUGCAGAGCAUCAUCAUCAUCUGUGGCAUUCUGCUUCGGCCCAUCAUUAUAAAACCCAGCGUGUCUCAAAAGACGGAGACUCAAGAGUUGUCGCCAAAGGAGCAGGACACACUCGGUGCACAGGAGAGCAUAGAGGGCAAAAACCCAGAAGAACCCAAGACCAUCAUGGACUCACAAGUGCAAAACACUGCCUACAGUUUGGACAACGAGCUGACCAGAAGCUCUGUGAGCACCAGAGACUCCGGCGUCCAGUCUCUAAACGACGCAGAGGAUAAGACUUUACUGCAGAAACGCGUGGAAAGCGGGGGCGCAGAGGUUAAGAGAUCUGAAACAGGGGAGGAGAAAAAGAACGAAGGCGCAGACGGACAGUGUGCGAAGGAUGAGGCGAAGGUGUCUGCAAAGAAGCUUCUGGACUUCUCCAUCCUCAGAGAGUGCAACUUCAUCUUCUACUGCAUGUUCGGGCUCUUCGCCACACUCGGCUUCUUCGCCCCUCAGCUCUUCAUCAUUGAGCUGAGUGUGAGCCGAGGCGUGGGGCGGGACCGCGCCACCUACAUGCUCUCCGCCAUGGCGGUAGCUGAGAUCAUGGGCCGCUUCUCCAUCGGGUGGAUCAUGUCGCGUGACAAGCUCCGGAAGAGGAAGCUGCAUGUUCUUCUGGUGUGUGUGAUUGCAAUGACUGCAGAUCUGGUGGGAUUUACUCUGGUCAGGGAGUUCUAUGGACUGGCUGUGUGCUGCGCUCUGUACGGCUUCUUCAUGGGGACGCUGGCGUGCACGCACAUCCCCCUGCUGGCCGAGGACGAUGUGGUCGGCAUAGAGAGGAUGUCUUCGGCUGCUGGUGUCUACGUGUUCAUACAUAGCUUUGCCGGCCUGGCUGGACCCCCACUUGGAGGUGUGCUGGUGGAUGUGACUCAAAACUACGGAUCAGCCUUCUACACGUGUGCGGCCGGCAUGGCCCUGAGCGCCGUCUUCCUCGGUUUGGUCAAACCCGCCAAGAAAGGAUUAAUCUGUGGGAAGAGAAGCUCAAAAGACAACACGGACGUUCUAAAUCCACAGUGGGACGAGUCCAAGGAACAGAGUGGAGAACGUUAACAGGACAAAGCUCCCAGUCCUCACAAUUCUUCUCAAGCAGCGGCCAACUCCGGCCACAUGGACGCUACCGGCAAUGAGGAGAAAAUCAUAAGUUAACUUAAGCUGAUAAUGAAUGAUAAGGGUUGUAAAAAGGUCAUAGGUGUAAAAAGACAUUUAAAAAGGAAACUGCUGCUGCCAGAGAGCCCCAGCGUUAAGCCGUUGUUAAACCGUUAAGCCUGUGAAGAUCUGGUUUUAUUGUGGUUAAUCUUGAAGAAACAACGAUGCCUUACAUACCUGAUUGUAUCACUCAGUGUUUUUAACAGUCACAAAUUAGCUUUGAUUCACUAAGCUUCUGAUAUGAUCUUGUUUUAAUGGACAGUGGUGACAAAUAAUAGUGGAAUGUAUGGAGUUGUUCAUCGCGGACCACGUCGAGUGACAUGAUGUGCAACUGGAGGUUUAUACUGUAAUUUCCAAAGAGAAAAAUGCAUCAGUUUUUAUAUCUUACAUGUUCUUACAUGCUGGUGAUUAAUUUAAGCUUUUUAUUUAAAUCAAACAAAGUCCCACCGUUCAAAAAGAAAUAAACAUUUAAUAUUUUUUAGUUUCUUACAAGCAAAUGAAGCAUCAAAACAAAGCGCACAAAUUCUAUGACACGUGUGUCAUAGUUUAAAUACAUGAAGCUCAGGAAUUAUGUGAUUAAGUGUUUAUUUUUUUUCAAGCUUUUGACUAAUGUCGAGUUGAAAAUGCACUACUGUUUUGAUACGAAAGGUCACACUAAUUGUUUUUGUAUGGACGGUGAAUCCUCACCUCAACCAAGGUUGUUAUCUGUAUUUUUUAAAUCGAGCUGCUCGCAAACACACACACACAAACACAACGUUGCUGGAGGUGCAGAGGGUUGUUUGACACACGUGUGUGUGUGUAAAUUAAAGUGCUCUAGUAUGUUACAAUUGAACAGCAGGAUCUGUUGCACUGUAAUUUUAGAAUUUCAUAAUUCCUACACCAACUUCAGAAUCCAUAGACACUGGAAUAACUGGAAUAAAUGUUUACUUUUA